Molecule: messenger RNA, 1845 nt
Organism: Caenorhabditis remanei
Lineage: Eukaryota; Metazoa; Nematoda; Chromadorea; Rhabditida; Rhabditidae
Exons: 11
Coding region: 1-1845 (614 amino acids)
Source: RefSeq, a predicted model, not a curated record
AUGGGAAUAACAGCAUGUUGCUGCUGCAGCAGCAAAGAUGCUGCAAUUACAAUUGGAAUAUGGUCACUUGUGUAUUCACUGGCGUCACUUCUCCUGUUCGGGUGGCAAACAGGCGUUCUCAAUCAUUGUCGUGCCGUCACAAUGGCUCAAUCCAAUUUACAAUGUGAAUGGGAUUGUCCAUGUGUAUCAUCGAUAGCUCAAUUAGGAAUUAUGGGGUGGCAAAUGGCAGCAAUCAAAUACGAAAGAGAUCGAGCAGCGAACACUUUGUUACCAAAUUACAAUACGUAUGGAAGAUUUGAUAUUCCUUCGUAUUUCGAAAGUUAUUGGCAGAGUCCAGAAGAGAGAUAUUACACAGGGCUGUUCGUAAUCCAAGUCCUCUGCUUGAUCUCUGCAUUUUUCCUUGUUUUCGCAGCAGCUGCCAUGAUAUAUGGAGUCCAUACAUGGUCAAAAUACCUGGUCUGGCCAUGGUUCCCAUGUAUGAUCUCUUCGAUUCUUGCCACGUUGGCAUACUGUAUCAUGUGGUGGUGUGGAGAUGUUAGAGAUUAUUGGUUAGCAAUUACAAUAAUUGAGAUAAUUGUAGUCUUUAUUAAUAUAUACUGCGUGGUUGUUGUAAUGAUGUAUUAUCGACGAAUCAAUGCAACAACUGAUGAAUACGAAGGAAAAGAUAGGAGAGGAGUACGGUAUAAGAUCAAUCGAAAUGGAAAUAGUCGAAGAGAUCUUCUUGAUUCUUAUGAACAAGGAGUUCAUCGCAGUCCGCCAAUGAAGUACAAACCUCUUGCCCAACCAUAUCCUGUCUAUCCAAGUUAUUCUCGUGCAGGAGUUCCACAAACUCCAAUUCCGUUACAUCCAACACAAAUCAAUACUCCAUAUCCAAUUGAUCCGUUGGAAGUUCAAUUCCAAAUGGAACCAAUUGUGAAAAAUAUUCGAGAAUUGGAGGAAGAUCCAGUUGGUUCCUGGGUUCGAGAUCAACAAUCAAUUGACCGGGGUCAUGAAGCAAGAAGUGAACCAAUUACUGUGAGUAAACAAGUUCAUCCAACAACUCUUCAGCAUUCUCGAUCAGUUCCAUCGCUGCACGGAGGAACUCUUGUCUCUCACAGAGAUUGUGAGCAUCGAGACGACAAACACAGAUCAUCUUCCCGACGUCGUAAAUCUAGAAGCCGCCAUGAAUACGAUGGAUAUUCAUCUGAAUCAGAUCCAUCUGAUUUCACUCGACAACAUCGUCACCGUUCGAGUAGCAAGAAAAGGCAUCGCAGUCGUUCGAGAUUCGAUGAAUCAGUGACAAAUUAUGAUUCUGAAUUAGAAAGAGAACGAGAGAGAAGAAGAUCGAAGAGACACAGACAUGGAGGAAGUCAGAGAAGUUCUUCGAGAAGACAGCGUGAUGAUCGAGGAGGUGGCAGAGAACGAGAGAAAGAGAGAGAUCGUGAUAGAGACAGGGAGAGGAGGGAUCGUGAUAAAGAGAGAGACGACAGAGAAAGAGAUAAUCGAGAAAAUGAAAGAAGACGAAGAGAUCAUCGAGAUGAUCGAGAAAGUGAAGUUCCAAGAAGAAGAGAGGGCGAUAGAAGAAGCCGUCAUCCAGAUUCUCUUGAGAAUUCAGGAGGAUCACAAGAAAUGACAUUUCCACUUUCCGGAGGGAUCACAAUCCCACAACAUAUUGUAAUUCCACCAUCUUCCGGAGAAAGAGGUCCAAAUGGAGAACCAGUUCCACAAAAAUAUCAAAUCAAUUCGGAGAUUACAAUAAAUUAUGAUCAUAAUGGACGUCCGGUUGUGAAUCCACGAGAACCACAACCGACGAUCGAAGAACCAUUUAGAAGACGUCAACCUCUGCCAAUCCAAUCAACGUUCUAA